AUGACAGAUGCAAUCAACUAUACCUUUCCCUCCCCUCUGCAGGGCUACGAGAACCUCGAGCCUCUGACCGAAGAGAAAGCAGCCGAUGGAAAAUCCUUACUCAACCCGCCAAGCGACACAAAAUCCUCUGCAUAUUCCUCAUUCCCCGACCCACUGGAAAACGGGCGUCGCGCGGGCUUUGAUGUACAUAUAUACUACAUCCCAAACAAUGCCGGACAAACCAAGUUCGCAAAGGAGCUUCACGAGCGGAUUCGUCGAGAGUGGCUGGCUGAUCCGAAGGGGAAAAGCAAAGUCCCUGAACUGCGCAUCUACCGCUUCUGGGACAGACCCGUCGGGCCGCACCCAGUCCCCAUGUUUGAAGUAAAUCUGCUGAGUCCGGCAGAGUUUGGGGCCUUUGUGCCGUGGUUGGUGAUUAACAGAGGGCCGCUGAGUGCUUUGGUUCAUCCGAAUACCGUCAAUGAAGGCGAGGAGUUGAGGAAUCAUUCGCAACGGGCGAUGUGGUUGGGGGAGAGAAUUCCGCUGGAUUUGGAGUUGUUGAGGGGGUUAUAA
Molecule: messenger RNA, 549 nt
Organism: Talaromyces atroroseus
Lineage: Eukaryota; Fungi; Ascomycota; Eurotiomycetes; Eurotiales; Trichocomaceae
Exons: 3
Coding region: 1-549 (182 amino acids)
Source: RefSeq, a predicted model, not a curated record